GACUGAGCACCUUCCUUGCCACUGAGCAUCAAACAGCCUUUUACCUGGUGCUGUUGCCAAGAGAGACAGAUCAACAAUAAGACCAUCUAGCAUUCUAAGUCCAGAGGACUGUCUGUCAACAGUUGGUUAGUUUCUAUCUACCUGCCUGAGUGUGAACAUCAAACCACAGGUUAUUAUUUUACUUAAAGACCAGUUCAUACUUCCCUUUAGUGCCUGUCUGCCGAGUGGAACUCUAUAUUAUUUUUAGUAACUAUACUAACUUGUUAAACUUGUUAAGGACUUUAUCAGCAUUUAAAAGGUUUUUUAAAGUUUUUUAAAGUUUUUAUUUUCAAAACUUUGCUUAUGGUUUAAUGUCGUAUAGCAAGAAAUGUAUGUUUAUUUCUUUAUAAAAUUGAACUACUGGAAGAAUAGGUCAUGGUUUUUGAAUAUCGUGGAAUAAUAUAUCACGGUAGAUGCUAGUCCGGAACAUCCAUAGUAUGCAAUAUUUUUUAGAAGGUUACCUGGGGAGAGUAGAUACUUGAUUUGACUGGUAUCUGUCAUCAUCAGUUGUUGUUUUGUCAUUUAGUGAAUAAAUACACUAUUAAUGUAUAAAGAAACACUUCAUGAACAGUUUAGCAGAUAUGUCCCCAUUGAAAAUAUGCAUGUUAUUUGUUUUUCAUGUUUUCUUUGGGAGUAUAUGAAAGCCAUCGUGGUUUGUUUUUUUUGUGAUUGGAGUGUCCCUUUAAUACUAAUGAUCAUUCCUAUUACCAAGAUCACCCCAAACUCUAAUCCUUCCCAAUUCUCCAAAUGUUAGGGAAUGACUGUGUAGAGUGGGCAAAGAUUAUUGGCCUCAUUGAAGUAGGUAUUUUUAAUACUGUAUAAUAUUGUACAUUCGGCAUGGUUAUGCAAUGAAUGUGCUGUUAUAAAACCAUUCACUUUAAAACUCUUGAUAUAGAAAUGUCGAGUUAAAAUGAGCCUCCCAUUAUGGUGCUGCUAUGAUAUUCCUUAGUUAAAAGCAGCGUGGCAUGUUUUUUGCCUACUUACAAAUUAAAAGGUGCAUUAACACGGUUCUGACACACUUACAUGACACUGACCGGACACACACUGGAUUCUUAUUAGAAACCCUUCCCGAGCCCACAACUCUAUCAGGUUACUUUACAGUUAUAUUAGAAUGGUCCUACAACUAGCCAUUCCAUUAAUGGAAAACAUCAUUCCCCCUCCAUUCCACAGAUGACAUUCUCACCAUGACAAACAAACUAUUUAAACCCUUUUUAGUAUCUUUGUAUCAAGAGAUGCAUCGGUGUGUAGCAUUACACGCCUACAUAUUACCUGACUUCCAAUACAGACUGAGUUUGACUCAAAGAACCUGAAAUACAGGGAAGAGGGAACUGAUUGCUUUCGGUGUUUUGGGGAAUGCUCUGGAAUAAAGGAGUUUUAGGGAGAGGUACAACCUUACCUUCAAACUUACCUUCAGACUACCUUACUCUUCCUGGUGCCACUGUCCCCGAAGCUGUCCUUAUUUGGUAUUUUCCCUUAAACUUUCUCAAAAUACCUUGGGUUUAUUUAAAAGGUUUUGACAGCUGCCAGGAAGAACAUUCUCCAUAACUGGAUUUGUAUGAGAAGCAAAGCCAAGCUAAAUUAGCUGAUGUGUAUAAAUUGAACUGAGCAGAAGCUUUCAAGAUAAGGAACACAGGGUUUUCAAUUCUUUCAAUAUUAGGAGCAGAUAAUCCUUAGACAACCACAAGAAAGCUCGUUUGCCAAGUAUUUCAAUUUGCUAAUUAGUAUUCUUUGAGAAUACUCCAUGGCCAACCUCUAAUUUGACUUGGAAAAUGGGGAUGGCUUGGACAAUCUAUAUAACAGUCUGACCUGACCGUAGUUUUUCUUUGUAACUUUGUAAAAAUAUACACCUUCACAUGGAACUGACUAUGACCAAUAUAGUGUUUUGUUUGAUCAAAAUUAUAUGUUCUUGUUUAUUUUAAAUUACUUUAAAAAUUGCAAUGUUUGGGAUGUUCAGUUACAUAAUCCAGACAACCACUAUACUCACUUUAUUCUGCUUGAAAUCCAAUUUAAAAUAUUUUUGUGGAAAAAAAAAAAUGUCUAUUAUAUAAUACACAUAUAUAUAUAUAAUUCUGUGCAUCAUAACAGAGCCACUGAUCUGUAUGCUGCUGAAUAAGGCAAUCCCAUUUUCAAAAAUAAAUUACUUUGUAGGAGUUACAUACUCUGUUUCAAGUAGUUCUCUAAUGCUUUGCAUGAGUUAAACGUGUAAUAUUUGGCAAAACGUAAAUCUCAAUCGGUAAAAAUACAUUGGUAUUUCAACAUGUGUAUAUACUAUUUUUUUUUACCAGUGUAACAGAGUUUGAUCCAUUUGUCUUUCAUGUAUAAAAUAUUACUUUGCACUGUUUGGUGUCUUUUUUUUCUGGAUGUAUGUUAUUUAUAUACGUGUCUUUACAAAUAAACAUGUUUCAAUAGUCCUUUUUUCAUUUUUCUGUUUAAUGUGACUGUAUGUCCUUUCAAAUCUCCAUAUACAUCCAUCCAUCCAUUCAUCCAUCCGUGUUUUUUUAUUUAAUGUACUCCUCUAAUUAUUAACUUGGCAAAUACAUGUUCACAUCCUGUUUUCCCAGUUAGCAGCUCACUUUCUAUCCAUUGCCUUAUCCAGAACCAGUACAUUUAUCACAAACACAAUUCAUAUCUAGUUCUCAUCUUGACAUUUCAAAAGAUUGCUUAUGGACACUCAUAACACACAUUUGGGAGUCUCUCCUAACUAAUGGCACUAUUCUGAGAAAAUAAAAUAUUUCCAUAAUGUUCUCCUUUUAAACAUUCCAAGCACCAAAACCAAUGCAGCUCGAUGUAAUGGUUAUGGUGCCAGGAGUGCCUUGGCUCCAUCCCAGUGCAAUUUGUCAAACUGUUUUAGAACAGUUUGACAACUUACCUUGGUCCCACAUUUAGAAUUCUCAGGAGAUUUCAGAUUGCAGAAGAAUCUGGUUAGCUCUACUGGGUAUAGCAGAGCCAUGCAGAGAUGUGCUGGUUGGCUGGAAGUGUCAUCCAAGCGCCCUCAGCAGACAAGAGGGGUCCUCUAUCUGCCGCCUAGCUGAAUAGAGCCAUCUGGCUUCUCCUGAAAGAAAGGACUGAUUGCGGCAUGGGCAUCAGUGGAAUGCCUUUGAGGGUUUCUGGAAUCAUUUUAAAAAUUCAACCAGACUGAGGGUUAAGACUUCAGAACCCUGAGAUGGCAUCACCAUUACUUAUCUCUUAUAUUACAUUACUUUUUUUUAAGGCUUGGUCUGUGGCUAGGGUUAGGGCCAAGACAGGAGUUCCAUUAAUCAGCCAGCGCCAGAAUAUACAACCCCCCAGCCCAGGAAUUUACCCUCCCAGGCAAUAGUUGCUAUUUGCAAUUACUGACAUUUAUUCAGCUCCUUUCCUGAUAAGGAUUUGCCUGUACCUGAGCUGGUGAGACAGAAUUGUUCUGUUUCUGUCUCCUUAGCUACUCUACCACAAUAUCAUUAUUGAGAGAGGGCUGGAUGAAAAAAGUGGAAACUGCAAAUAUAAAUGAACAAUAUAUAUAUAUAUAUAGAGAGAGAGAGAGAGAGAGAGAGAGAGAGAGAGAGAGAGAGAGAGAGAGAGAGAGGAUACAUAGCAGUGAGACAUAUACAUUGCCAUUCACUAAUAUUGGCACCAUUGGUAAAUGUGAGUAAAGAAGGCUGUAAUAAAAUUGUCUUUGUUGUUUAAUCUUUUGUCCACAAAAAGCACAAAAAUACUCUGCUCUCAUGGAUAUCAAAUACAACACAGGUUUGUAAAAAAAAAGAAAAAUAAUAAACUGGUUAAAUAUAUUUGUAGCACAGGUAUUGGCACCAUUUUAGUUAAUACUUGUGCUACCUCCCUUUACCAAGAUAAGAGCUUUGAAUCUUCUCCUAUAAUGCUUGAUGAGGUUGGAGAAUACAUGGCGAGGGAUCUGAGACCAUUCCUCCAUACAGAAUCUCUCCAGAUCCUUCAAAUGUCAAGGUCAAUGCUGGUGGGCUCUCCUCUCCAUGUCACCCACAGGUUAUUCAUACGGUUCAAGUCAAGGGACUGGGCUGGCCAUAGCAGGACAUUGAUUUUGUGGUCAGUAAAGCAUUAUUGUUUUUAUUUUGAUGUAUGUUCUGGAUCAUUGUCCUGCUGGAAGAUCCAUCCACAGCACAUUUUAAGAUUUCUAGCAGAGGCAGUCGUGUUCAUUUAAUAUCUGUUGAUAUUUGAUAGGUUGACAGGACGUUCUUAAUUAUUGCCUAAUGGUAAGAGCGGGCAUUUUCAAUGCUUUUGCUAUUUGCUUAUGUUUUGGAUCAUUGUCCUGCUGGAAGAUCCAACCACAGCUGUUGAUAUUUGAUAGGGUCUAUGAUGCCAUGUAUCCUAAUAAAAUGUCCUCUUGCAGAAAAAAAAGCCUCAGAACAUAAAGAGCAUAAACUGUUGGUAUGAGGUGAUUUUCUAUAAUGCUACCUCUCUAUGUGUGCCAAACCCACCUCUGCUGCUUGCCAAAAAACUCUAUUAUGGUUUCAUCUGACCAUACAACCCGAUCCCAUAUGAAGUUUCAGUAGUGUCUGGCAAACUGAAGAUGCUUGAGUUACUUUUUGGAUAACAAUAGAGGCUUUUUUCUUGGAACCCUUCCAAACAACUUGUGGUGAUGUAGGUGAGGUCAAUAUGUAGCUUUGGAGACUUUCUGAUCUAAAGAUGCCACUAACUUCUGCAAUUAUCCAGCUAUGAUUCUUGGAGAUUUUUGGGCCACUUGAACAAUCCUCUUCAUAGUGUGCUGAGACAAUAUUAUUAUUAUAUUUAUAGAACGCCAACAAAUUCCAUAGUGCUUUACAAUGGGUGGACUAACAAACAUGUAUUUGUAACCAGAGAAGUUUGAUGCAUGGGAACAGAGGGGUUGAGGGCCCUGCUCAAUGCGCUAACAUGCUAGACUGAGUGGGGUAAAGUGACACUAAAGAUAAGGGAAGGUUUAGGAAAUAGACACAUGUCCUCUUCCAAGUUGAUUCAUAACAUUUCCAGUUGACAGGACCUUCUUAAUUAUUGCCUAAUGGUAAGAGAGGGCAUUUUCUAUUCUUUUGCUAUUUGCUUAUAGCCACUUCCCAGUUUAUGAAGCUCAAAAGCCUUUUGCCGCACAUCACUGAUAUAUUCCUGGGUCUUACCCAAUGUGAUGAAUGAGUAAGGGAAUUUGGCCUAUGUAUUAACUCAUAUUUACACCCCCUUGAAACAGGAAGUCAUGAUUAAACUUUCCUGUUCCUAGUCACCCAGGUGUAUUAAAAAAUGUAAAAUAUCAAUGAGAAUAUACUUCAAAGAUAUUUUUCUCCUAUUAAUUCAUAAUUCAUUGUGCCACACAUAUAUUUGACAAAGGGGUAAACCUGUGUUGUGUUUGCAAUUGUUUGAUAUUCAUUAGAUCAGAGUAUUUCUGUGUAUUAUUAUUAUUUUUUUAAACAAAAGUUUAAAAUGUUAAAUACUAAAGAUAAUUUUUCAGAGCCUCCUUUGCCCAUAUUUACUAAGGGUGUCAAUAUUAGUGGAGGGCACUGUAUUGCAGGAAAAUAAUGCCAUUGAGUGUUUGUGGAGAUAUAAAGAAUAAAAUGUCUCCAUUAUCCAGGGGGUUCAUUAUUUUCCCAUAAAACACAAUUUGCAGUUUUGCAAAAUUUUUCGCCCACGCUCCUCCCCCGCACGCGCAUUAGACCUCCCCAUAGGAAAGCAUUGAAAAUGCAUUCAAUGCUUUCCUAUGGGGAUUUCAGCGAUGCUGGAGGUCCUCACAUAGUGUGAGGACGUCCAGCGACGCUAUAGCACAGAUCUGUGCUAUAAACCAGGAAGUGCCCUCUAGUGGCUGUCUAGUAGACAGCCACUAGAGGAGGAGUUAACCCUGCAAUGUAAAUAUUGCAGUUUAUGAAAACUGCAACAUUUACAGUUGCAGGGCUAAGGGUAGUGGGAGUUAGCACCCAGACCACUCUAAUGGGCAGAAGUCCUCUGGGUGCCUGGAGUGUCCCUUUAAGGUUUGUGCUAGAGCCAGGAGUAGUGUGUUAGGUAGUGAUGGGAUGGAUUAACGUUUAGGGGUAGAAUAAGUGUUAGGUUAGUAUAAUUGUUACAGAGAGUUGUUUACUCUAAGGACAGCAGUGGGAUAUAAAUGUCCUGUGCUGCUUGAGAUUAUUGGGAGUCACAGCCCAGGAAUCGGCAAUUUCUUUUCUUUCAGAAAACUCUUGUAGUGUAAUUCUCACUAAUCUUACAUAGUUACAUAGCUGAAAAGAGACUUGCGUCCAUCAAGUUCAGCAUUCCUCACAUUUGUUUUUUUGCUGUUGAUCCAAAAGAAGGCAAAAAAAACAGUUUGAAGCACAAUUUUGCAACAAGCUAGGGAAAAAAUUCCUUCUUGACCCCAGAAUGGCAGUCAGAUUUAUCAUUGGAUCAAGCAGUUAUUACCCUACAUUGAAAGAUUAUAUCCUUGAAUAUUCUGUUUUUGCAAGUAUGCAUCUAGUAGCUGUUUGAACAUCUGUAUGGACUCUGAUAAAACCACUUUUUCAGGCAGAGAAUUCCACAUCCUUAUUGUUCUUACAGUAAAAAAAAACCUUUUCUUUGCCUUAGACAAAUCUUAGAUUGCUUAGUCUAGCUACAGCCCAGCCAAUCCAUUUAGCUUUCAGUAAUUCAAACUACAAAUCACUCCAGUCCUGCGGUAAAUAUCUUUUUUUAGUUCAACUUUUAUUUAAGGUUUUUUAUAGUGUCAUAUGACAACACAAGUUGGUAAGUAAGAAAACUUUCGUCCAUGUUCUCACAUAUUUAGAAAAAGAGAAAAUAGUAGGCACAUUGUAGCAUUGUCUGUCUGAUUUUUUUUUUUUUUUUUACAUUUGUUCUGAUGCACAAAACCUUGUUAGCAGAAAGUGAGAAAUGUUUAUACCAAGUAUUACAAUGAGUAUCCUGCAUUUCUAAAUCCAUCACUGCUCUUGAAUAUGAGUAGGGUCAUUAAAAUGUCAGAUUACAUUGUCUAGAAAUUUAUAUUGGUAUCCCAAUUGGAAUUCAAUCAGGCUAACAAUAAAUCCUGGUCCAUUGGGUGCCCCUCUAGUUUCGAGAAGCAUUGUUACUGUUAGAACAAUAUAUACUUCACAUUGCAUUACAUGCAGACUUAUUAUCUAAUUAUGAGUGAAUGACAUAUAUUUUUGCCACCAAUCCAUCUAUCCACCCAUCCAUCCAUCUAUUGACCCAUCGAUCCAUCCAUCUAUCCACCUAUCCACCCAUCCACCCAUCCAUCCAUCCAUCUAUCCACCAUCCAUCUAUCCACCCAUUUAUCCACCCACCCAUCCAUCCACCCAUCCAUCCAUCUAUCGACCCAUCCAUCCAUUCAUCUAUCCACCCAUCCAUCCGUCUAUCCAUCCCUCCAUCCCUUCAUCCAUCCAUCCCUCCCUCCCUCCCUCCAUCCAUCCAUCCAUCUAUCCACCCAUCCAUCUAUCCACCCAUCCAUCCACCCACCCAUCCAUCUAUCCACCCAUCCAUCCAUCUAUCCACCUAUCCAUCCAUCUAUCCACCCAUCCAUCCAUCUAUUGACCCAUCGAUCCAUCCAUCUAUCCACCUAUCCACCCAUCCACCCAUCCAUCCAUCUAUCCACCAUCCAUCUAUCCACCCAUCCAUCCAUCUAUCGACCCAUCCAUCCAUCCAUCUAUCCACCCAUCCAUCCCUCCAUCCAUCCAUCCAUCUAUCCACCCAUCCAUCCAUCCACCCAUCCAUCCACCCACCCACCCAUCCAUCUAUCCACCCAUCCAUCCAUCUAUUCAUCCAUCUAUCCAUCCAUCCCUCCACCCAUCCAUCUAUCCAUCCAUCUAUCCACCCAUCCACCCACCCAUCCAUCCAUCUAUCCAUACAGUUAUUCACUCACCCACGCAUCCAUCCAGUUAUUCACUCCCCCACCCAUCCAUCCAUAUAUCCACCCAUCAAUAAGGAUAUUUGUUUCAUUAUUCUGCAAUUUUAGUUCAAUCCUACUGCAAAUGUUCAUGCUAAUGUUGUCGAGUUGGUAAAGUAAAUGACAGACAUUUUUGAAGGUGCUGUGUAGCUUUUUGAGUUAAGAAAACACAAGUGAUGGCCAGAAAUACAAAAGUAAGCCCAUAAACAUAUCAAAUGACAGAAGUAAAUGUAGGACUGAAAAACUGUUUCUUCUAAACAUGUGACAGCUCUCACAUGGUGAAGUUACAAUAUUACUUUUUUAAAUAGAAAUGAUCAUUUUUGAUGCUAUAUAUGAGUUACAAAUUGUUUUCCUAACAAUGCUGCGUUGCCCUGCAUUUAAUUUGACCAAAAAAACCACAAUCUUGUGAUCGGAAAUCUUUGGAUCUUCUCAAACACAAACUUCUGAAUCACGAGUUCUAAAGCCAUACAUCCCCCAAGGAAAGUGAUACACACUGUGAACCACAAAAAGGAAUUCACAAAACACUUGGGCCUUGAUUUAAUAUUGUUGGAUGACUAAACGUUUAAUAUUAUUUAAGAUCAUGAAAAAUAUUUUAAUUUUGUAAUAUUUUAAUAUAUAUUUAUAUUUUAUAUUUUGAUAUUUUCUCUAUUGUUGGAAAAGUUACCAAUUGAUUUAUCUACAGAAGUCACAAUUUAAGGCUAUGGGAUUUUUUGGUGGUUAAAUUUUAAAAAAAUUCUUACAAUAUUGAAUCAUUUACAAAGCAUAUUACAUCGAGGCCUUGGGCCUUAAUUUAAUAUUGUUGACUAAACUUUCCAAAUGAUUUAUUAUUUGUGGAUAAACUUUUAAAAUAAUUUAUUGUUAUGAAAAAAUAUUGUAAUUUUGUAAUAUAUUCAUAGUUUUUUAGAUAUUUUUAUAUAUAAUAUAUUUUUUAUAUAUUUUUUAUAUUACAUAUUUUAUAAAAAUAGUUGUAAAAGUUUAUUCAAAAUAUUAAAUAAUUUGGAAUGCUUAUCCAACAAUAAUUUAUUAAAGAAUUAAUUUGCAAACAUCUUGAAGUCUGGAAGAGUUUCAGAUACUUUGCCCAACAGGUCUUUAUACCUUUUGUGUACAACUUAUGAAACUUAGCUUGAGCCUUGAAAAGUGUUGAGUUACUUUGUAUCACAGCACUGCCGCUAACAUUUUAUUUAAGGUAGUAAUUACUUGUCCUUAAGAUUUGUUGGUAUUUGAACGAUUUUGCAGAGUUGCCCUUCAUGGACUUUGACCAAAAGACACAAUCUUGGCAUGGAUAACCUUUGUAUCUGUUCUUUCAUUUUUUUCGCACUAUCAUAAUCUUCUGAAUCACAAGUUCUAAAGCCAACACUGUGAACCACAUAAGGGAAUUCAAAAAAAUCUUUAUUUUGAUAAUUGGUUUUUGUAGUCUUUUCAAAACCAUGAAUAUGAGUCAGACUGAGCUUGCUGAAUGUCUUUUAUAAUUAUUAAGUAUUUGAGUAUGUUACAUGAAUGGUACAUGAACCAUAUAGCAUAUUUAAAUAUCAAUUCAAUCCAUGCAUCAAUAAUUUCAUGAAAUAUUCAAAUGGUUAGCGAAUAUGUUAAACAUGUUUUAAAUGAGCAAGAGUUAAUUAUAUCAGAAGCACCUGAACAAUUUUAAUUUGUUUUGGAAGACUGCAAACAUUAGCAAUAAAACCACACAGCUCUUACACAGCUCUGGAGAGUCAGUGAACUUUCCGAUAAGCUGUUAUCAGCUGGUACAACAUGCUGAGUUCACUUUCAGACUUUAAUUAAAGCACAAUAUGAUGCGCCUUUUAAAAACAAAACAAAUAAACUUUAUAUACUGCGAAAUUCAUAUUAGAAAACAUUAAUAUUAUGAAAUAAACACUACGGAUUUCUUUUCACACAUACUGCCAUUGCAGAGAAAUAAUUUAGCUUGUUUUUUUUUUUUUAUUUGUUUGAUAUUUGUCAAUAAAAAUAUUUCAGAGGUCAAUGACGCACAGUUCUCUUAUGCAUGAAACAGGUUUCUUCUACUUGGUGGAAGUAGCACGUUCGUCGAGGUGAGGACAUUGUUAUUGUGUAUUUAUGUUGUACCUUUUACUUAAUGUAUCUAGUGCUGCAGAGUGUACAUCUUAGAAAUAUUUUGUUUUCUUUAGAUUUUGACCAAAAUGAAGAGAAUGAGUGAGCAACAUAAAAAACAAAAUAACAACAACAGCUACCUUGACCGCAUGCCUCCAGAAAUUCUUUGUCAUCUAUUAAGCUAUCUUGAAUUGGAAGAUCUAGUUGCUAUUGGCAAAACGUGUAAAUUCUUCAAUCAAACAGUCCAAAACACAAACACUCUAUGGAAAAAACACUGUCUGGCUAUUGCUCACGUUUGUCAGAUGGAUAUCAAGAAUGAUCGAAGAGAUGGAUAUCCGUGGAAGGUGAAUAUUGCUUGUGUGCAUUCAUGAAAUUGGUGAAUGGUUUACAUCAGUGUUUCCCAACCCAGUCCUCAAGGCACACCUACCAGUCCAGGAUUUAGGGAUUACCCAGUUGUGUCUAAGGUGUUUUUACAAAGAAGAAAAAAAACACCUUAGACACAACCGGGUAAUCCCUAAAUCCUGGACUGGUAGGUGUGCCUUGAGGACUGGGUUGGGAAACACUGGUUUACAUUAUGUAGAUGAAAGAAUGACUUGCCUAGUGGAAGUCUAUGAUGAUUACAGGCCACCAGAGAUAGUGGUGUAGCGUGACUGGCAAAGAUCUCUUCUGGUUCACAGGUCAUGUGAGAGAGGUAGGAAUAUAUUUUUUGCUGAUCUACUCAUGUGAACUCACAAUUAACCAGUCACAGAGUUGUAAAACUUUAGAUUUACUAAAAGAGGUUUAAAACACAGUAAACACAAUUAUGGUUACAGGAUAAAACUAAAAGUAAAUGAAACAAAAGAUUAAAACUUAAAGUUUUUCACGUGCUUAACUCCUUGCCCUGUUAGUACAUCACUAAUUAAUACAUCAUUAAUACCACACACAACACGCCACAGCUUCUGCUAGAAUCCUCAUAAGUGACGUAGUCAGUCAGUAGAAGCUUUCAGACUGUCUCUGUCAUCCAAUUGCGUUGGCACCCUGCCAACCACCACGUAAGAUUAUUGGUAGCAUACAUGGUUUCAUACAUAAUUCUAUUUGAUAUUGCCACAGGUAACGUUGCAGAGAAAUUACCUGAAAAGUAAAGUGAAAAAAGAUUGGCUGGAUGGGGAAUACAGCAACAUACGCUCAUCUACAGAUCUUCCGAAGAGAAGCAUGCACCAGAUGCAUGCAGAGGAUUGGGGAGAAAUUCUUAAGGUUGAACUGGAGAGAUAAAGAAGAAUUGAAACAAAUGUCAUUUUUAUUGCACUUGUAUUUAUUUAAUUUAAGUGAAGGCCUUCUUCUCUUCUUCCCCUUUGUAUAUUUGUAAAGCGCUGCGGAAUAUAUUGAAGCUAUAUAAAUGCUAAGAAUUUAUUUAUUUGUUUCACUUUAUUUUAUUUGAAACAAAUAAAUAAAACAAAUUAUACUUCAUUUUAUAGCAUGGCAUUUUAACCGUAUCUCAUUAGUGUACACAUUUUCUGUUAUUGUCUUUGUGGUCUGUUCUCUUGCUACAAGUAAACAGUUUACUGUAAACUGCAUCUCUAACGAUAAUUUGCUGCUGAUGGUAACACUUUGAUCAAUUAAAUUGAGUUAGAACAUGACAACCACAAAGUGAAAAUUGUGCAUAAGGUGUUGAGACCAAAUAUAAUCACUUAAAGGGACACUAAGUACUAUAACCAUUUAACCUCGAAACCAUUUUCAAGCAGUUUAACACUAAAUAAGGGUCUCUGGCCACUCACAGCCCGGCCCCCACUGGAGGCGUGGCUAAGGAAGACAUUAUACACUUCCUUCUACCCAUACUAAUUCCAACCAACAAUAGCUACUGUGAUAGGCUGAAAGCAGCCAGCUGCCACUCUCAGCCAAUCACAGCUGCCCAUUGCCCAAGCUAAUGCUUCCUCAUUAUACCAUGCAGCACAGAGGGGAUGGACUCCUGGGGACUCUCUUUUAUCAUUAAAACAUCAACUCUUAGCUCUUCCCUGUUGAAAGUUUUUUUUUUUCACUAGUUAGUAAGAUUUGCAGGGAAAGAAGUACAAAAACAUUUUAAAAUGCUGCCUGCUAUGAGUUAACUGCUAAAAUUUUCAUUUUUUUUGUCUGUGUAUUCUAUACAGGUAUUUUUUUUUUUUUUUGUGGCAUAACAGCCGAUAGUAAAUCAGAAUUACAUGAUUUAUUGCUGCCGAUAGUAAAUGGCUUUAUAAGAGUAGCAAAAACAAAAAAAAGUUUUAAUGUUGAAACCUAAACAUUGUGCACCAAAAACACACAGACAAUGCAGCAGAAAAUGGAACGGAGCCCAAUAUUGGAUAUUACAUCUAUGGCAUCUGAAUAUAUCUUGUUUGUUAAUUGUAUACAGUUUUAUUGCAAAGUUCAAUAAUUUAUAUGGAAUAUCACAAUUGAUCAUACAUUGCCACCUUGUGGCUGCAUUUAUUCAAAGUCUAUAAAUGACUUGCCACAUACAGUUUUAUUCUAACUACCUGAUGUUAUUACUUUAUUAUUAUAUAAAAAAUAACACACACAUUUCUCUAGAAUGUAAGCUCAUUGGCCAGGGCCCUCCACCUCUCUUUUGCUGUGUGUCCAGUUGUCUGGUUACAAUUACAUGUCUGUUAGUCCACCCAUUGUACAGCGCUACAGAACCUGAUGGCGCUAUAUAUAUAUAUAAUAAAAUAAUAAUAAUAAUAAUUUGCACUCUUAAUUACUGCACGUUUAACUAUAAUCAUUGUUUCUGCAAUAAUGACAUGGCUGGGUUAAUCUGGGUCACUUCAUAGCGGAUGUAAAAUCUGUCAAGCAUUAUCCAAUUUUUUG
Pelobates cultripes (western spadefoot toad) is the source of this 12739-nucleotide messenger RNA. The record is from the annotation of a GenBank genome assembly. Lineage: Eukaryota; Metazoa; Chordata; Amphibia; Anura; Pelobatidae.